GCGCUGAAUUCUCACACAGGGUUGCCUCAUCCAGCUACGGUACCAGUCAAGCGCAGGCCGCCUUUAAAUCCGAACUUUACCCACUCUCUUCCCUUCAUUCUCCGUUCGGACCUGCUUAGAUUGACUUGGCUGGGCCACGUAGUGUGCCUAGGGUUAAUUCCCAUCCGCCAUGUCGACCUUUAUAUCUAAUCUGCUGGGGAGGAACCAGCCUGCUCCUGCUGCCGGAAAGCUCGAGUUACCUAUGGGCGAAGAGGAGCCUCUUGCUACUACACCAAUGGGCGCACUCUCCGACAAAUGUGAACUUCGUAUCGAGGGAAUGACGUGCGGAGCCUGCGUCGAGAGCAUCGAAAGUAUGCUUAGGACACAACCUGGUAUCCACAAUGUCAAGGUUGCUCUACUUGCCGAGCGGGGCCUCGUCGAGUAUGAGCCCGAUGUUUGGACACCAGAAAAGAUUAUCAAUACGAAAUUCUGCUUUAACGGACGCAUGUACUCUAUGGCGGCUCAUAUCGACAGCAUACAUAGAGCAUUCUCCAGAUAGAAUGACCACACGCUGACUCCGGGCCACAACUGGCGGGGAAGGCCUGUCGCGAAAAGGCUGGGAACAUAUCUCCUGACUCGUCUUUUUGGCCGACAUGUCGCUCUAUCUGCUUCGUAAUGUUUCUGACUUAAGGUUCACAGGAAAUUUCGGACAUCGGGUUUGAUGCUACCUUGAUCCCUCCAACACGAUCCGACGUGGUUACGCUGCGCAUCUAUGGCAUGACAUGUUCAUCAUGCACGUCGACCGUCGAGACGCAACUGUCUGCGAUGCCAGGAAUCACAAGCGUGGCGGUAUCUGAGUCGUUAGGAACAUGCAAAGUUGAAUUCGAUCACGGGCUGAUCGGUCCUCGAGACAUGGUAGAACGUAUCGAAGAGCUAGGCUUCGAUGCGAUGCUCUCGGACCAGGAAGACGCAACACAACUGCGUUCGUUGACUCGAACGAAGGAGAUUCAGGAAUGGCGCUCGAGAUUUUACUGGGCCCUCGGUUUCGCCUUACCCGUGUUUUUAAUCAGCAUGAUCGCCAAACGGAUACCAGGACUCAAGACUAUUGUUGACCACCGAAUGUGUCGUGGCGUCUAUUUAGGCGACCUCCUCGUUCUGUUGCUCACAACGCCUGCACAGUUCUGGGUCGGUAGGAAGUUCUACAGGAACGCGUACAAGUCUUUGAAACAUGGCAGCGCCACUAUGGACGUCCUGGUCAUGCUCGGUACAUCUGCAGCCUACUUCUAUUCCCUCCUUGCCAUGCUAUUCGCUACCCGUAACCCUGAUCCAGAUUACCGACCCUUUGUCUUCUUUGACACUAGCACCAUGCUUAUUAUGUUUGUCUCGCUUGGACGAUAUUUAGAAAAUCGGGCCAAAGGGAAGACAAGUGCAGCUCUGACAGAUCUUAUGGCACUUGCUCCAUCUAUGGCUACGAUCUAUACCGACGCGCCUGCUUGUACGCAGGAGAAGAAGAUACCGACAGAGCUUGUACAAGUCGGCGACACUGUCAAGCUUGUUCCGGGUGACAAGGUUCCAGCAGACGGAACCGUCCUCAGAGGUUCAUCCUCUAUUGAUGAGAGCGCCGUCACCGGAGAGCCUGUCCCCGUGCUCAAGCAGCCCGGAGAUACUGUGAUUGGGGGGACGGUCAACGGUCUAGGAACGUUUGACAUGCUGGUCACACGAGCUGGAAAGGACACAGCACUCGCGCAGAUUGUCAAACUCGUUGAGGACGCGCAGACAUCCAAAGCGCCUAUCCAAGCGUUCGCAGAUAGGGUCGCAGGAUACUUCGUUCCAACGGUCAUCUCUCUCGCAUUCAUUACUUUCACCGCUUGGAUGGUCAUAUCGCACCUUCUCGACGAUUCCGCUCUUCCGGAGAUGUUCCGCCACCAUGGAGCGAGCAAGUUGGCUGUCUGCUUGCAGCUUUGCAUUUCCGUGGUUGUCGUUGCUUGCCCUUGUGCCCUCGGGCUUAGCACGCCGACUGCAAUCAUGGUGGGUACAGGUGUCGGGGCGAAGAACGGUAUUUUGAUCAAGGGCGGACGUGCACUCGAGUCGAGCAGGAGUAUCAAGCGGAUCGUGCUUGAUAAGACUGGUACAGUCACAGAAGGCAAAAUGACUGUAACGUCAUCUGCUUGGGCAUCGUCGGAUUACUCUGCGGACCGCACAGAGUCAUUGACAGAUGCCCCUUUGACAACUAUGGUUAUUGAAGGUAUCACUCGCGCGGACGUCAUUGCUAUGGUCUCCGCUACAGAGGCACGAUCGGAACACCCACUGGCAAAGGCGGUUGCCGUCUAUGGGAAGGACCUCCUUGCGAAGUCUUUGGUGACUGUGUCAGACGUUUCCAUUGAGACAUUCGAGAGUGUCACUGGCGCUGGUGUAAAAGCUACAGUCAGUCUGACUUCGACGAAAGUUAACCGCACGAUCUACAUUGGCAACGCACGUUUCAUUACUCAGGCAGACCAUGACGACCUCCCAUCGACUUUCGCGUCGUUCAACGAGGACGAGGGGAACCAUGGACGUAGUGCUAUCUUUGUUUCCAUUGCCACUUCUCCUUCCUCUAGGCCGUAUCCAGUCCUUGCAAUCGCUCUCUCAGAUGCGCCUAAGAAGUCUACAGCUCAGGCUAUCAAGGCACUUCAGUCAAUGGGUAUUGACGUAAAUAUGAUGACCGGAGACAGCAAGCCUACGGCUAUGGCUAUCGCUAAGCAGGUUGGUAUUCGUCCCGACGGUGUUUGGGCCAAUAUGAGUCCUAAAGGGAAGGCUGCGGUCAUCACUGAGCUUAUGGAGAAGUUCGGCGGUGGCGUUGCCAUGGUUGGCGAUGGCAUUAACGAUUCUCCUGCGUUGGUCGCAGCGUCCGUUGGUAUCGCUCUCUCUUCAGGAACUUCCGUCGCAAUCGAAGCAGCCGACAUCGUUCUCAUGCGCUCAGAUCUGCUCGAUGUCGUUGCGGCUCUUCAUCUCUCACAAUCUAUCUUCUCAGUCAUCCGCCGAAAUCUCGUCUGGGCUUGCAUAUAUAACGUUCUCGGUAUACCCCUCGCAAUGGGUUUCUUCCUUCCCUUUGGUCUUCAUCUCCACCCAAUGAUGGCUGGUGCUGCCAUGGCCUUCUCAUCCGUCAGCGUCAUCACCAGCUCCCUCGCAUUGAAAUGGUGGAAACGUCCUGCAUCCAGUUUGAUGCCAGGAGAGUCCUUACCUCCGGACGACGAGCCUGGAAUGCUCAGAUCUGUGUUCAGCGAUGCUACGAGCCGUCUGCGCGGUAUCUUCAGCUCCGGGAGACGGACUGCUGGGUACAGCCAAUUGCCUGUGGAGAUGAGUGAGGCUGUAUAGAUGCGUCGUAUCUUUUGGGGUUUAUGGACUUGCUUAGAUCUAUUUUUUUUUGUACAACUUGCUUUUGUCUUGUUUUCGCGCUCGUUUAUGUUUAUUCGCAAACAAUAAUUUCUCAUCUCGUGUACCAAUUGACUGCUAUUCAACCCAGUUGUAUUUCUCGCAAGUUGGACGAAAUCGGGGAGCUGAGUGUUUCGACACGUGGCUUUUCGUUGAACAACGAUGCAGUCCCAUAUUCUUUGUCAGGAAAACUUUCAAUACCCCCAAUAGAGAUAAAUUGGAGAGGUCUGUUCAAUGUUGCACCUGGAUUCAAGAACCGUGGACAUGCUGAAUCCAAAGAUUAAACAAAUAUUUAGAUCGCAU
Molecule: messenger RNA, 3693 nt
Organism: Somion occarium
Lineage: Eukaryota; Fungi; Basidiomycota; Agaricomycetes; Polyporales; Cerrenaceae
Source: the annotation of a GenBank genome assembly